AUGGAAGCUAUCGCCGCCGCGAGUAGUGUGGCAGGAAUACUCAGUCUACUGGGCCAAAGUAUCGAUGGUGUCUCGAAACUCAGAGGGUUCUUCUUGAAUGUCUCGUGUGCUUCCAGACACGUCAGUCUUUUCCUCUACGACAUCAAUUGCCUCCUGGAAGCCCUUCAUGCUGCCAAACAGCUUGUCGACAGGCUACCUGAGGGCUUCAAGGACUCCCAGAUUACUGCCCUACAGGUACAGCUUGACUUCUGCACCAAGGAUGUUCAUCGGUUGCUCGAAAGCGCGAGUUCCCUUCGCCCAGCUUCAGAGAUCGGGGCAAAGGCCUGGAUGAAGAAGUUUUGGAAUGCUGUUAAUAAAGAUGUUUUAAGCAACGCACGCGAAGAACUCGAAAGACACAGACAAGCCAUUGAGCUUAGCCUGACAGUCCUAGGAAGGACGCUCGACAUUUCUGCAGCAGUAAACAUCAAGAAACUUGACAGUAAAAUUGAUACAGGUACUGCGGCGUCACUGUCCAAGAUCGAGGAGCAGAAUGUUGUCCUCGAGAGGAUCGAGUCACAUACGAAAAGCAGAGUGCAAAGUUCUGCAGACAGUGUGCAGAGUUUACGGAGUAUAGCAAGUUCGCUAUCAAGGAUGGAAGCUUUGGCCGCCUCAGCCGCUAGUACUUCCAUAUCACAAAGAUCGAAUGACUCGAAAGAACCAAAAUCCAAUCAACGGUCUAGACGCCGGGCAACCGGGGAUUUUGUCCCAACAUAUCAACGAGGCUCCCCCAGGACGUCAUGGAGGCGCUCAUCGGCCAGCGCACAAAGCUUGCCGGCUGUUCCAACCAUUCCGGAGACAUAUUCUCACCUGUUUGAAGACCUGCCGGAAUCUAAAGGCCGAGAAGACGGUACUAAAGAAAGGGCUCAUCCGUGGGCUCGCAUGUUGGCAGACUUGGACCAGAUAGACGACGAUCCAUUUGUACCGAACAAGGCCAAUAGCGGCGUCCUCUGUUGGGACCCACAGAUUGACUUUUCACUGCAUAAACAAUACCAUACUUUCAGCGACCUAAAGCGCCAGUGCUUAACAGAACUAUAUCCUAGCGAUGUCCUGGAGUAUAUUUCGCUCAUCAGAGUGAUGAAGUCCUAUGGAGAUAAGAUCAAUGUUCUCAACUUGCUCCAUCUUGAAUCGAAUUUUCUGGCAAGGUCAGCAGCAAAAGUACACUUCCAUCUAUGUGAGAGUGAUCUAGAGAUACUAAAAUGGGAACGGACAGCCUUACAAAAACGUCUUACGGCCUUACGUCUAGUCGCUCUGGACUCCCGAAGGCGUUGCAUAUUGGCAGGUCAUUCCCUCCAAGGAAUUGACGAUCGAAUUCGUCCGCCGGAUCUCUUCAACGAUCCAAACGAAGCUUUGGAUCUAUGCCUCAGCCCUCAACUCGGAAGAGCACCCAGGCCAAUAUCCAACGGGGUUCUCGAGAGAGAGGUCAAAUGCGAAGUUCUCGAUGAAUGGUCGACCAAUCGAGACCGCAUCAACCGCUGGUUGCUUCAUUGCCUGCAAUCCGACGAAGAGCAGGCCCAGCUCCAUAAAUCUAUGCUAGCAGAACCAUUGCUCAAAGAUGAGGAUUGGGCCAGGCAGGUAUUGAGACACUGGUAUAUUGAUGAAGCUGCCCUUGGUCACGAAGUAAAGACGUCGCUCUCCAUUGGCGCCGUUGACAGCCAUACCGUAGAUGAUACCCCAGACGACGAGUGGGCUAGCCUUCCGCCCGUGCCGAUGCAGUAUAUUUGA
This is a messenger RNA of Letharia columbiana, 1761 nucleotides long. RefSeq lists its product as uncharacterized. NCBI's taxonomy places the organism in Eukaryota, Fungi, Ascomycota, Lecanoromycetes, Lecanorales, Parmeliaceae. The coding region runs from base 1 to 1761 and encodes 586 amino acids. The transcript is spliced from 2 exons. The record is from RefSeq and is a predicted model, not a curated record.